AUGAUGCCAGUAUUAUUCUGUGUGCUCGCUGUACUUGUAGCUGCUCAAGAAAACCCAGAAAAAGAGAAUGAAAUGCCGCCAGAGGGAUAUCCAGAAGGAUAUCCUCCUGGAUACCCCGAAGGUUAUCCAGGAGUAAACGAGCCAGGGGAGGAGGCAGAUAAGGAGAAGAAGGAAGAAAAGGAGAAGGAGAAGGAGAAGGAAGAGAAGGAGAAGGAGGAGAAAGAAAAGGAGGAGGAGAAAGAAAAAGAGAAGGAAAAGGAGUCAGAAAAGCCAGGUAACUAUUGGGGUACCAAUUAUUUAAUUAAGCAAAGUACCAGGCAAUCGAUUAUGUAA
This is a messenger RNA of Gongylonema pulchrum, 333 nucleotides long. NCBI's taxonomy places the organism in Eukaryota, Metazoa, Nematoda, Chromadorea, Rhabditida, Gongylonematidae. The record is from the annotation of a GenBank genome assembly.